AUGCGGCGCCGCGAUUACACCGACGGCGGCGAACCACCGGACGCUCUGGACUGGGACCUGGACCUGAACCUGGAGCUGGAGCUCAGGGACGACCAACAGUCCAGGCUGUACCGGUACCUGUCCGAAGGGCACAGGCCCAGGUACCGGAACGAGCCGCCGAGGAGGGCUGCCACGGUCACGUUGGCCAACAGGCAUAAAUCAUAA
Macrosiphum euphorbiae (potato aphid) is the source of this 204-nucleotide messenger RNA. The record is from the annotation of a GenBank genome assembly. Lineage: Eukaryota; Metazoa; Arthropoda; Insecta; Hemiptera; Aphididae.